This is a messenger RNA of Dipodomys ordii (Ord's kangaroo rat), 760 nucleotides long. RefSeq names its product ubiquilin-4. Lineage: Eukaryota; Metazoa; Chordata; Mammalia; Rodentia; Heteromyidae. The record is from RefSeq and is a predicted model, not a curated record. The annotation marks the transcript as partial. Gene Ontology annotation, biological process: ubiquitin-dependent protein catabolic process. The transcript is spliced from 4 exons. Gene Ontology annotation, cellular component: cytosol. Gene Ontology annotation, molecular function: polyubiquitin modification-dependent protein binding.
GCCGGGUGGCGGCGGCGGCAUGGCGGAGCCGAGCGGGGCCGAGACGAGGCCCCCUAUUCGGGUCACAGUCAAGACCCCCAAGGACAAGGAGGAAAUCGUGAUCUGCGAUCGCGCCUCGGUCAAGGAGUUCAAAGAGGAAAUCUCACGGAGGUUUAAGGCUCAGCAGGAUCAGCUGGUCCUGAUCUUCGCAGGCAAGAUCCUCAAGGAUGGAGACACACUGAAUCAGCACGGGAUCAAGGACGGGCUCACUGUCCAUCUGGUCAUCAAGACCCCUCAGAAGGCUCAGGAUCCAGCUGCUGCCACUGCUUCUUCCCCUUCUACUCCUGACCCUGCCUCAGCACCCUCUACCACACCUGCUUCACCUGCCACCCCUGCCCAGCCCUCCACUUCUGGCAGUGCUGCUUCAGAUGCUGGCAGUGGAAGCCGGAGGAGCAGUGGGGGGGGUCCCUCCCCAGGGGUUGGGGAGGGACCCCCCAGUGCUACUGCAUCUAUUCUCUCUGGCUUUGGGGGCAUCCUGGGGCUGGGCAGCCUGGGCCUAGGCUCUGCCAACUUCAUGGAGCUGCAGCAACAGAUGCAGAGGCAGCUGAUGUCCAACCCUGAGAUGUUGUCACAAAUCAUGGAGAACCCGUUGGUCCAGGAUAUGAUGUCUAACCCUGACCUGAUGCGCCACAUGAUCAUGGCUAACCCUCAGAUGCAGCAGCUGAUGGAAAGGAACCCUGAGAUCAGCCACAUGCUCAACAACCCUGAGCUCAUGAGGCAG